Linum trigynum is the source of this 423-nucleotide messenger RNA. The record is from the annotation of a GenBank genome assembly. NCBI's taxonomy places the organism in Eukaryota, Viridiplantae, Streptophyta, Magnoliopsida, Malpighiales, Linaceae.
AUGCCAGCUGCCUGCUUAAGCACGCAGAAGGCAAUUAUCUGCACGAUUAUUGAGCGCAGUUGUUUCUCUAGCUGCCUGUGCUUGGAAGAGGAGCCAAUUAUUAGGACGUUUGAAGCGCGGUUCAGAAGCAAGUGGCGGUCAUUAUUGCUCAUAGCAGGGUGCUUAAGCAAGCAGGAGCAUUAUUGCUUGGCCGACAUUAUCGGGACGAUUAUUGUGCGCGGCUAUUUCUCAUCUACUAUGCCAACGGCCUGUUUAAGCAAGCAGGAGCCACAGUUCACAAGCACGCGGCGGCCAUUCAGGGUGCUUAAGCAAGCAGGAGGCGACCAUUAUUGCUUGUCCCAAAGCACGAAGGAGGUGGCAAGCAGGCAUUGUCACAGCAGGUUGUUUGGCCAAGCAUACAGGCAUUGCCCUUCUCUGUUAUGA